AUGGCGACACUCACCAUGACGCCUCCCACUCGUCAGCCCUUUGCCAGCCUGGACUCCCCCAGGAUGCGCUCGCUGAUGCGGUCCAAACUCAACCGCCAGAACCAGCAAGCCGGUACCACCAUCUCGGCCAAACCCGCUUUCUUUGUGGAUGAUGCGGAAAACAUUGAUCCAAUUGGGGUGAGCCUCUCCGCCAAACGCAAACGCACCGGCGAGGAGGACGAUGAGACCGGCAAGGGAUCCCCCAAGCCCCUCAACCGAGUGUCGACUCCCCUCCACAAAUCGCUAUCUACACCUCGUUCUGCGCCCAUCCUCCGACCGGCCGGCCGGUCGCCUCCUUCGAAGUCAUCCAAAUCAUCCGCCCGGCCCGUCGGUCGCGGGUCGACCACGACGAAGCCGCGUCCAGAACCGAUCAAGCGCGGCGGCGUGACGCGCCCGUUCUCCCUCGCGACCGCCCUGUCCCAGGGCAAGGCGACUCCAAAGCCCCCGUCUCAGUCCAAAAGCCCCGCUUCCUGGUUCUUCGACAUCCACGUCGACUCCGAGCAGGAAGAGAUGACCAACCUGAUGCAGCACUCCACCGGCGUAUUGGAUAUCAGCGAUGACGAGAGCAAGGCCGCAGCUGUCGACAGCCGUGGCAAGGAGAACGUGCCUCCCACCGAAUGGACCCUCGACAAUCCUCCCUCGCACCUGGUAAUCACCCGGGCUGCGGCUGCGGCCCGAAAAGUUUCCCAGAUGGAAGAGGAUCGCGCCCCUCUCGGGGAGCUCCCGGCCGCCGACUUCUAUGCUGAAGGCUGCCAUGCAUUCUCGUUUGUCGUGGUGGAUGAUGAGGAGGUCGAGAAAGGCUCCGAGGCGAAGAAGAUCAUGGUCCCGCUGCCACCCAGCCAGGCAAUUUUUGUGCCGCCCACCAUCACGGCCUCGAUUGCGUCGUUGCUGGGAUCGGUAGCUCCUCCCCGGCCAGUGACAGAGGCUUUUCCAGAGAGAAGCGAGGAAUAA
Penicillium macrosclerotiorum is the source of this 990-nucleotide messenger RNA. RefSeq lists its product as uncharacterized. The transcript is spliced from 3 exons. Bases 1 to 990 code for a protein of 329 amino acids. Lineage: Eukaryota; Fungi; Ascomycota; Eurotiomycetes; Eurotiales; Aspergillaceae. The record is from RefSeq and is a predicted model, not a curated record.